Messenger RNA from Sclerotinia sclerotiorum 1980 UF-70, 378 nucleotides. Its product is annotated as 60S ribosomal protein L31. Lineage: Eukaryota; Fungi; Ascomycota; Leotiomycetes; Helotiales; Sclerotiniaceae. Gene Ontology annotation, molecular function: structural constituent of ribosome. The record is from RefSeq and is a predicted model, not a curated record. The coding region runs from base 1 to 378 and encodes 125 amino acids. Gene Ontology annotation, cellular component: ribosome; cytosolic large ribosomal subunit. The transcript is spliced from 3 exons. Gene Ontology annotation, biological process: cytoplasmic translation.
AUGUCGACGACCACCAAGAAGACCGGCGGCAAGACCCAAAGAUCCGCCAUCGCUGAUGUUGUUGCGCGCGAGUACACCAUCCACUUGCACAAGAGAUUACAUGGUGUUUCUUUCAAGAAGCGUGCCCCAAAGGCCAUCAAGGAGAUUAAGGCAUUCGCUACUUUGUCAAUGGGUACCUCCGAUGUUCGUCUCGACCCCCAAUUGAACAAGAAGGUCUGGGAAGCUGGUAUCAAGGGUGUUCCUUUCAGACUCCGUGUACGAAUCUCGAGAAAGCGUAACGAUGAGGAGGGCGCCAAGGAGAAGUUGUACAGUUACGUUCAGGCCGUCAAUGUCCAAAACCCCAAGGGUCUCCACACUGUUGUUGUAGAGGAUGCAUAA